AUGACUUUCAACGAGACUGAUAUUUACUUUGAAAAUAUGUUUCUCUGCUAUCCACUCCUGCCAAACUCCUGUCAGAAACUGCAGCGUCUUAUUGUGGUUAAAGUGGUGAUGUAUGUUUUAAUGGUGCUGAUGAUCCUCACAACAGUUUUUGGGAACUUGCUGAUCAUCAUCUCCAUCUCUCACUUCAAACAGCUUCAGUCUCCAACUCAUCUGAUCGUUCGCUCUCUGGCUGCCAGUGACUGUCUGCUGGGCUCUUUUGUCAUGCCGUACAGCAUGGUGCGAUCUGUUGAAGGUUGCUGGUAUCUGGGAGAUUUUGUGUGUAAAGUUCAUUCUAGUUUGGACAUGACUUUCUGUAUUUCCUCAUUGCUGCAUCUUAGUUUAAUAUCUGUUGACAGGUACUGGGCCAUUUGUGACCCUCUGAGGUACAAAAUGAAGGUCACAAACAACACCGUGACUGUUUUUACUACCUUCACAUGGCUGUUUUCAUUUCUCUACAGCUUUUCUAUUGUGUUUUCAGGUGUAAACAAAAUUGGCUUGCAGUCGUUCAUAAUGCAGGUUUACUGUGUGGGAAGUUGUGUUUUGUUUUUCAACAAAGAGUGGGGUAUUAUAUGUCCAGUUCUCACAUUUUUCCUUCCUGGGACGAUUAUGAGCUCUCUGUAUUUAAAAAUAUUCUAUGUUGCACGAAAACAUGCAAAGGUUAUGUCAGAAAGAGUGACUGCAGGGUCAAAGAGUCAAAGCUCUGCUCACAGAGAGAGAAAAGCAGCUAAAACUCUGGCCAUUGUCAUGGGUGUUUAUUUGUUCUGCUGGCUGCCCAUUUUUAUUGCAACUAUCAUUGAUUCUUCCCUUAAUUUCGUGACUCCUGGUGAUGUUUUUGAUGCUUUGGUGUGGUUCGGCUACUUAAACUCCACUUGUAACCCACUGAUCUAUGGAUUUUUCUAUCCUCGCUUUCAGAAGGCGUUUAAGGUUCUCAUAUCAUCCUGUACUUAUGGCUUCAGUGAUUCAAACACCUUGACAUUUGAAUGA
This is a messenger RNA of Labeo rohita (rohu), 1023 nucleotides long. RefSeq names its product trace amine-associated receptor 4-like. The transcript has a single exon. Gene Ontology annotation, biological process: G protein-coupled receptor signaling pathway. Bases 1 to 1023 code for a protein of 340 amino acids. NCBI's taxonomy places the organism in Eukaryota, Metazoa, Chordata, Actinopteri, Cypriniformes, Cyprinidae. The record is from RefSeq and is a predicted model, not a curated record. Gene Ontology annotation, molecular function: trace-amine receptor activity. Gene Ontology annotation, cellular component: membrane.